This is a messenger RNA of Rosa rugosa (rugosa rose), 1825 nucleotides long. Its product is annotated as aspartyl protease family protein 2-like. Bases 358 to 1647 code for a protein of 429 amino acids. The transcript has a single exon. NCBI's taxonomy places the organism in Eukaryota, Viridiplantae, Streptophyta, Magnoliopsida, Rosales, Rosaceae. The record is from RefSeq and is a predicted model, not a curated record. Gene Ontology annotation, cellular component: extracellular region.
CUACAUGAAUUAUGUUAGUAUCGUAGUAAGUAUAUGCCAUUAAAGUAACUAGAGAGUCAGUAGCCACCAAGCCGAGGCGGGUCAUGUCAGUAAAAUAGAAUCGUAAUGCAGUUAGUGCAUGCAAAAUAUGUUUUCAAACUAGAGUAAAAUAGUGGCUACCAACUAGAAGUAGGUUGCCUAAGUAUGAACCAUUCCCACGUUGGGUAAGUUUACUAGUAGCUAGCUUGCAGCUGAUUCAUUCGGAUGGCAUGGAUCUUUCUUACUUUCUUCACAAACUAGCUAGUCUUUCCUUACAUUUUAUACCAAACGUACGCUUUUCAUUUCUCUACAUCUUUUACAUUCAUCUUUCAAUCUAAAAUGUCUUUUGUAUCUCUUUUUCUUGUGGUCAUUUUCAUGAUAUUUGCCGCCGGUGGUACUUCUCCACCGAUGGCCCAAGCUCAGAGUUUCACUAUAUCAACGAGAUUGACCAACACGAGUACUAGUGCUUUCAGAUACAAACUUCGUCAAAAGCUCCACUCCCAAACCGCAAAAGCUCGACCCCUUAAUCUUGAUCCAGGCAUAGUCUUCCCUGCUCUCCCGUCCGGCAUGGUCUACGUAAGCGCCCACAUUGGGAGUCCUCCACUCACCAUCAACCUUGCUUUGGACACCCUCUUUCCAUUCACUUGGGUUCAGUCAGUUGAUUGCCAAAAAUGCUUCAACGUUUCACCCCCAUUUUCCAACUUUGACCCCAAGAAGUCCACCACUUUCCAACUUCUUCCUCCAACCAACAGCACCAUCUGCUCGCCACCUCUCGCUCAUCUAUCGGCCGGUGCUGGAUCGUCGUGUUUUUACGACGCUGGGUAUUACUAUAGCAUGGGCAUAUAUGGAAUCGACGAGUUCCAUUUGUUGUCUCCCCUCUCCUCCUCCUCUUCAACUAAUCUAAUUGCAUUCGGCUGUGGGAUCCGCUCCAUGGUGGACUUCGAUGGGGGUUGGGGGUACAACCCUAUCGGAGGGAUGAUAGGGUUAGGAAAAGGGCACCCUUCCAGCAUUGUAAGCCAACUAGGCUCCGACCGUUUCUCUUACUGCCUUCCCGGCCGGUCUGAUUCACACUCCGGCCAGCCAACCCUCAACUUCGGCUCUGAUGCCUUUAUUGAUGCUAGUGCUACAAAUGUACAAACUACUCCAAUCUCCGGCCACGAGUACUACAAUUACCUCAACUUGACCACCAUAACUGUAAACGGAGAUGUCGUGUACAUCAUGCCAGAAACCAGCUCUAGAGCAAAGCUUGUGCUCUUGGACACAGGAGAACCAACCACCUGGUUUGUUGAGGACGCCUACUAUGGUCUGCAAGACGGCCUUGUGAGGUACUUUGCAGAGACUUAUGGUUGGAAAGAGCCCAAGAUAGUUUAUCCUAGUGUUUACGAUUUGUGUUACGAUCUUCCGACUAAUAUCUCUAGCAUCGUUUUCCCAAAAGUUGCUAUACAGUUCCUAGGUGGGGCUAGUUUAGAUCUGCAGGAUGCUUUUAAGAUCUUCCCGGAUGAGCAUCAGUUUUGCAUGGUCUUAAAGGAAGGUGCUCCAAACGUAGUAGGUGUUUACCAGCAGAUGGGUUAUAGAUUCUUGUUUGAUCUCGCUCAGUCCAAGCUCUCUUUUGCUCCUAACAUGUGUUAAGUAUACAGGAAAUUAGCUAGGAAGGUUAUACAAGCAAUGUACGUAUGUGCGUAUAUCCUCAUAAGAUCUAAGAGUUCAAUCACUUCAAUGUUUAGAACCAGCGUACUCGAGAGUGUAUUCAAGGCUCCAUACUCGAUGAUCAAAAUGUUAAAUCAGCUUUAUAUAUUGUAUAGGAGUG